AUGUCUACAGAACUAACUUUACCUCAAGUUCCCGCUUUAGCAUUGAAUACUCUAGUGAACAUUCAUUCUUACAGUGAUGAAUUUCCGGUAAAGCCUGCAUCUCCUUCAAGUGAAUUCGAUAUCCUUAACGGAGGAUCAUUUUAA
Messenger RNA from Dentiscutata heterogama, 144 nucleotides. Lineage: Eukaryota; Fungi; Glomeromycota; Glomeromycetes; Diversisporales; Gigasporaceae. The record is from the annotation of a GenBank genome assembly.